Molecule: messenger RNA, 1042 nt
Organism: Cryptotermes secundus
Lineage: Eukaryota; Metazoa; Arthropoda; Insecta; Blattodea; Kalotermitidae
Product: UPF0488 protein CG14286
Exons: 4
Coding region: 32-691 (219 amino acids)
Source: RefSeq, a predicted model, not a curated record
GACCACUGUUGACUUCUUGUCCCUGCUAUCCAUGGUUUACAAACUGUACCACCGAUAUCGAUUGUGCGAACUACAACUGUUGCAUACACGAUAUCCUAGAUCCUGUGUCAUUGAUCCUUUUGUACUUCGUUGCGCUUUGUUGACAUCAGAUUCGGAAAACGGCUCAGCAGAAUUCGCGAUCCGUAAGGCAGGGAAAGAGAAGGUCCUGCCCCAGCUGCUUGGCAGCAAUGCAGAUCCUGACAGCAAUACAGUGCAGCAGUUUGAGCUGGAAUUGCAGUGGUGUAUCCAGCAACUAGAGAGAGCACUUGCCUCAAAGAAGAUGGCCCAUAAACAUGCCCAAGAUGGAGCUCAUUCAUUGGCCAUUCUCAAGAGUAAGAAUGCUCCAGUAAUAAAAAAGCGACAGAUGAUGAGGUCUUUAUUUGGGGAUUACCGAAUCAAGAUGGCAGAAGAGGAAAGGAAGCUAAGUAAAGCCCACGAGAGGAUCAGUAUUGCUGUACCAAACAAGAAGUCCUGCUUCAUAAAGCAGAGUGCUGUUGUUUGUGAGCCUUCACAGAACAACUUCAGGUUCAACUUCAAGGUGCCACUAAGCAAGGAAAAGGCAAGCACUCAGUCAAAGGCCAACAAUGGGAAUUUCAUAUAUAGGAGCUCAGACAACAACUUUAGGUUUAAUUUUGCUCAUCCAGCUUCUUGAACAGUAGUAUUGACCUCUGACUGAAAAUUGUAUGUUCAAAAUGUGAUGAAGGGGUCCAGUAAGUGUUAUUACCUUUUUCAAGAAAUGUAUGUAUUUUUUAAAAUUUGUUUUGUCUUAAAGUAACAUAUCUGAAUAUAUGAGGUUGCAGCAUAACCAGCAGCUUUAUUAACAGGAUUACAAAAUGUUGUGCAAAUUUAAAACAUCUCCAUAAAUCAUGACAUCAGUGUUGGGAGAUUUGGUUUUCUUUGAAAGGAAAUAAUUUGUAAAUAAAAAGGGCUGCCUGCAGGUUUGAUAGUGUUAAUUUUUCCAAUGUAUUUUAUAUUAUAAAAUAAAUGUGAAAUUGCCAUCUAA